CGGCGGCGGCGGCGGCGGCUGCAGAUCCGGGAAGAGAGGGGUCCCGGCCUAGACGGCACGCGGGAAAGAUGUCAGCAGGAAGUGCCUGGCGUAGCCUCACAGCAACACAGAAGGCAAUGCUGAUGAUUGGGGUCCCAGCCAGUGCUGUGGCUGUGUAUAUAUUGUACAGGAGGUACCGGGAGAAGCGAGAUGAGCACUGUGUGCUGGUUGGCGAUGAUCAGAUUGCCAUGGACAUGAAAGUCCCUCGAGAUGCUGUGAAGAUCAUCAUCGGGCGGCAGGGUUCCACCAUUAAACAGCUUCGGAAGGAGACGGGAGCCCGCAUCGAAGUGGAGGCCAGCGAGGAGAUGGGCGGCUACGAAGGGACUGCCGAGCGACUGCUCACCAUCAUCGGGUCACCGGUGCAAGUGUGCAAGGCCAAGGUCGCCAUUCACCAGCUCCUGGCUGAGAGUGUCAAGAUCACCGAGGAACUGCAGGUUCCCCAUCGAGCGGUGGGACGGAUUAUAGGCCGUGGAGGUGAGAGCAUCCGGGAGAUAUGUCGAACCACGGGAGCAAAGAUUGUGUGUGAGGAGACUGGGAAGCAGCUUCUGGACCUGAGCCGCUCGGUCAGGAUCAGUGGCACGAGACAAGAGGUGGCUUCAGCCAAAACGGAGACGAUGAUUGGUCCGAGCCUGAAACGCGUCACGGAGGAGGGGGCGGGGCACGAGCGAGGGGGCGUGCCUCCGGCAGCAGGCUGCGAUGCGCAGGCGCGGGCUUUCUCCUUGUUUUUCCGACUGAGGAGAAACAUUGUGGCCGCGGCGGCAGCGGGGCGGAGGAGGAGGAGGAGGAGGAGGAGGAGGCAGCCUAGCAACCGGAGCCUAGCAACCGCGGGAGCCUAG
This is a messenger RNA of Carcharodon carcharias (great white shark), 875 nucleotides long. Its product is annotated as tudor and KH domain-containing protein-like. Gene Ontology annotation, cellular component: cytoplasm; nucleus. Gene Ontology annotation, molecular function: mRNA binding. NCBI's taxonomy places the organism in Eukaryota, Metazoa, Chordata, Chondrichthyes, Lamniformes, Lamnidae. The coding region runs from base 69 to 875 and encodes 268 amino acids. Gene Ontology annotation, biological process: regulation of gene expression. The transcript has 6 exons. The record is from RefSeq and is a predicted model, not a curated record.